Molecule: messenger RNA, 1917 nt
Organism: Rotaria socialis
Lineage: Eukaryota; Metazoa; Rotifera; Eurotatoria; Philodinida; Philodinidae
Source: the annotation of a GenBank genome assembly
AUGGCCAGAAACUAUUCAAAGCGAGAAUCGAAUUAUUUAGAGCCGAAUUCUUAUUGCCCUCCAGAACGAGAAAUCAAUCUGCUACUAUUGGGACCAACAGGAGUUGGAAAAACAACUUUUAUUAACGCUUUUGCUAACUAUAUUGUGAAUGAUACUCUUGAAGAAGCAGUCAAAGAUGAAAUUCAAGCUAUCAUUCCGUCUUCGUUUUCUUUUACUUUGCCAGAGUCGUUUGACGAAAAAUUAAUUCAUUUUGGCGACAAGAACGAACAAGAGACGCUUGGUGACAAAGUUGAAUCAAAUACGCAACUAUGUCGAAGUUUCGUUUUUCCGAUUGGUGAACGUAAUCUACGUAUGAUCGACACGCCAGGUGUUGGUGACACUAGAGGAUUCGAGCAAGAUAAGAAAAACUUUCAAGAAAUAUUAACUUAUAUUGCUCAAUAUGAACAUUUGAAUGGCGUUUGUAUAAUGCUUAAACCAAAUGAAGAGCGCUUAACUAUACACUUUCGAUUUUGUGUCAAUGAACUUCUUCGACAUCUGCCUGUCGAUGCUAAGGAAAAUCUAAUUUUUAUAUUCACAAAUGCUCGUUCGACUUUCUUUGCACCAGGCAACACAAAGAGACUGAUCGAAAAAAUGUUGAACGAACAUCAGACGGAACAUGGUGUUCUAGUGCCAUUCUCAAGAGACAAUUCAUUUUUAUUCGAUAGUGAACCAUUUCGUUACCUAGCCAUAAUAAAAAAUGGAAUAAAAUUGGAUGAAGAACAAAAGGCAAGCUAUGUUAAAAGCUGGGAUCAUUCUGUCAAAGAAUACUGUCGUCUUAUGGCACACGUCGCUGCACUUCCGCUUCUUGGUGUAUCUAGUACACUUUCGUUGAAUGAAGCUGAGCAACUUAUACGGAAGCUUCCACGUCCAAUUGCUGAAACCGCAAAACUUAUCGAAGAAAAUAUUCAACUCGCACAAGAACAUAAAAAGAAAGUUCUCAUUAACCCUGAAAAUGCGUCAGAAGGAAUACCACAGAAUAAUGCUUUCGUUGUCCAACUGAAACACCCACGAACUGUAUGCGUGGGUGAAAAGUGUUGUCGUAUCAUUGAUAUUGGAGAUGAAAAAAAAGUCGAAUACUUACACAUAUGUCAUAAUGAAUGUUACCUGAGCGGUGUCGUACAAGAAGCAUUGUACGAUCCCAAAUUAGAAGAAUGCACGGCCAUGAAUCCUGAAGACGGUUUCUGUACAGUAUGUGACUGUCAUUGGUUGCAACAUAAGCAUAUCACUUAUGACUACCAAACAAAUCGUACUCAUAUAAAUUCCAAUGCAAGAACACGCAGAUCCAAUAGGCAAGAUGUGUCGCUUAGUGAUAUUGAUCGACGUAUUAGCGAAUUACGAGCAGAAGCCGCGAAAAUUCGAGAUGUAUAUAUAAAACUUGCAAGAUUUCUUCAUAAAAAUUCUAUUGUUUCCAUCAACAAUGAUAUUGUGGAAUACCUUCAAUACUUCAUUCGUGAAGAACAAAUGAAGCAGAAUGCUGGCGCUAGUAAUCGAGAACUAAUUGCUGGACUACGACAACAAUUGGACGAAUUUACAAACAACUUUGAACUGUUCAAAAAAGCAAUAGAUGAACCACAAGAAUCAGGCGAGCUGACCGAUGUUCUCGAGCCUGAAAACAUUUUCGAUCUAGUCGGCACUCUUUAUGAUUUGCCCAUCAAUGGAAGGCAAAUUAAAGAACAAGUCAACGGAAUUAAAUUUAGUCAAGAGAAAAGUGCUGCUCAUCGUGAAAAAUCUAUUCGAUUACCAGCAAAAGCUGCAGAAUCGAAAGUAAUGCAAGAAUUGCAGACUAUUGUGUGUAGAAGGCAAACUAUUGAUUUAAUUGAUACACUAGAUCAAUAUUCCAAAGUUAUGCAACAAGAAUAUUUAAAUUCCAUAAAUUGA